Hypoxylon trugodes is the source of this 1107-nucleotide messenger RNA. RefSeq lists its product as uncharacterized. Bases 1 to 1107 code for a protein of 368 amino acids. The record is from RefSeq and is a predicted model, not a curated record. The transcript has 7 exons. Lineage: Eukaryota; Fungi; Ascomycota; Sordariomycetes; Xylariales; Hypoxylaceae.
AUGAAGAGUGCCGAGAACGAACUAACGUUCCUCAUCGUUGAAGCUCUCACCAUGUCGGCGUUUACUCCAGAGCAGAUUCAGUAUCUAGAGGAGCAUAUUGAUGAGACACUCGUCCCGUCCAUUUUCAUCUCUAAUGGAAUCUGUCUUGGCGCCGCCACUAUCUCCGUAGUUCUGAGGUUCUUCUCCCGACGUCUCAGUGGCUCAGGCUUGGACAAAGAUGACUACUGCCUCUUCCUUUCUUACGUCCUAUACGUUGGCUACGUAGCGUCAUUGAACACAAUAACUCAGUUCGGAUACGGUCGACACGUAAUACUCGUAACGGACUUCAGGAAAUUCUCAAUAUUGAGCCUCGUAACGAUGAGCUUCUAUGUGUUCGGGAUGGCGUGUGUAAAACUCUCCAUUAUCUUUCUUUACCACCGAAUCUUCCCCGGCAAGCGGUUCCGCAACGUACUCAUCGUAAUCGCUGGUAUCGUUUCGUCCUGGGUUUUCGCGGCCUUCUUCGCUAGUAUCUUUAGUUGCUACCCCGUCGAGAAGUCAUGGGAUAGUUCCAUCCCCGGAAAGUGUAUUGACUAUGGAACCGUGACUCUGGCCAUCGGAAUAAUUAAUGUCUUGCUUGACUUCCUUAUCCUUGGGACCCCAAUGCACCGGCUCUGGAAAUUACAUAUGUCUACUAGGCGAAAAGUACUUCUAUCGGGGGCGUUCGCAACAGGUUGCAUCGCUUGCUUCGUGAGCAUCGCUCGCUUAUUCUAUGCGCGGAAAGAAUCCAUGUCAUCUACCUCGAAUGUCACAAUGUCGGACGGGGAGCAAACUUCAAUCUAUGAUCCGAGUUGGACCGAUGUUUGGCCCGGAAUUCUAUCUGGUCUCGAAAUCUGUACUGGAAUUGUUGCAUGCUGCACAAUUACCUACCGGCCCCUUAUCGAAAAAUUCUUCCUGUCGCCGUCGGGCGAAAAAUCAGAUGUGUCUCAAGGGUCUUGGAAUAAGAUUAGUGUUAACCAAGAGGUUACGGUUAUGGACAAUUCACAGGCCAACUUGACCCACACAGAAGACAAUGAAGAAUCUCGAGCAUGGGAACUUAGGGCGAGAGGAUUGGAUGGGCGUUGGGAAUAG